Messenger RNA from Diaporthe amygdali, 3528 nucleotides. RefSeq lists its product as uncharacterized. The transcript has 12 exons. Gene Ontology annotation, molecular function: protein binding; ATP binding; protein kinase activity. Bases 1 to 3528 code for a protein of 1175 amino acids. NCBI's taxonomy places the organism in Eukaryota, Fungi, Ascomycota, Sordariomycetes, Diaporthales, Diaporthaceae. Gene Ontology annotation, biological process: protein phosphorylation. The record is from RefSeq and is a predicted model, not a curated record.
AUGACGCCGGCUCUCAAACAAAACGAUCACGAGUUGAGUGAGCUGGCACCAGCAAGUGACGUAUUAUACUGGGCAGAGCCUCGAAACCUCGAGCUCCAAGCGAGCUAUCGACUAGAAAAUGUAUUCCUUACGGAACCGGCCCAAUCAAAAGUGGAGAUCGUUUUGUACAGUUUCCGCUCGACAACACCAUCCGACAUUUCUGGACAGAGACGACAACAACCCGUUCUGGUUGCGCACCCACAGGUGUUACGAACGCUGUUGUCUGGUGAUGAUGCACGAAGCUGCUCCAGGAUUAUGAUGAUUCAUCGACUGAAUUCAUGGAGUCGGAUAGAUGUGACGGCGGACAUGUUCCAGGCCAUUUGCGACCUCGAUAAGGUUAUGCCUUGCUUUCUUAAGAUCGUUCGGGGGUUCGCAAAGAAGUCAAGAUCACACGAUGAGAAUUUUAUGGCUUGCUAUAGUCAGCUGCAUCUGUCAUCGCGACCCAGAAGUUGCAUGAACAGCGACUGCACCACGCCAAUGCCUCAAGGCACUAAAGAAGGCAUCAGCUCCAUUUGUUACAACAUUCGAUACUUCGAACGUCACGGGCGUGCUCUGGACGAUCCCUGGUCCUGCAGACAAUCUGCCAUUCAUGUGAAGGUCUCGAUAUCGACCAGGAAAGCGAGUAGCGUCAUUGUUCAGGCCCCCGAGGAGUUUCACAAAGAAGUAUCAACAGUCUUGGACGAGAAUCAUGUGCACCCACUUCAUAUCCACCUCAUCUACCUAUCCAUCAGCCUCAAAACCUGGCGAGACUACUUGAACCACAUCGCGGACAGGCUGCGGGAUCUUGAAUUGGAAGUUUCCAUCUGCAAACCGUACGGCGAAUUCGGGUUCAGUCUGUCAUCAAAACAAUACAUUCAUACCCUAAGACACAAACUUUACCAUGCGCAGUGUAUACUCACGAACACAUUGGACACCAUCAGAGCCAUCAGAGCAUAUGCUAAAAAGAUCUCAGCGCUUUGUGAUCUCCCAUCCACGAUGCAGCAGGCCUUUGAAAUUAGGCUAGAGAACCAAGCCAAUGAGCUGAGGAACCACUCUCGGUAUGACGAUAUCCUCAAGUCCUACCAACAAGAGCUUUUACAUAAAAACGGCGUGCAUCUUGCCACAAUUGCCCAAUCAGACUCGGCGGAGACGAAAUUCAUGGCCUCCAUAUCUGACAAGACGUAUCAAGACUCUCGAACGAUGAGGAUCGCCACACUGAUUGCAAUGCUCUACUUACCUGCGAACUUGGUUCUCUUGGCAGUUGUCAGUUACGCGAUCAACAACCGGGGCUUUCGCUACAGUCUCAAUGUAGAGUUUCUGCCUGUCAUCUGGGACGCCGCCCGCGACAUAAUCGGGACUGGUGAUAUCAUACAUGGAGAUAUCAAGCCCGAAAAUGUUCUUGUCUUUGAAGACGUCCCGGGUCAUUAUACCGUACGGGUAGCUGACUUCGGAUAUUCAACCCUUUACGGCAGUGAAAGCCAUCCAUUGAAGCUGCCAAUAUCGCUUCCUUGGAACGCUCCAGAACACGACAGGUCAGCUAAGGAGUGGAAUCCAGCCCAGGCCAAAGUGACCGACAUAUACUCUUUUGGAUUGGUGUCGUUCUGGCUGAUGUUCCACCCUUGGCUUCGUAGGGACAGACCAGAGGCUCAAGACAAGCGUGACACGUCAGUAGCAGUGGCGACGGGGACAAUGAACGUAAACGAAACGGCGCUGGAUCGUCUCAUAAUGCUCAAGGAAAGCGGUGAAAUCAGGACCCAGUCUCAGCUGCUCGUUUACUCGGAGGCUUCCUUGUCAGAGCGCUACCAGACUGCCUUGAAGGACUUCUUCGCAACAAGCCUGAGCUUGGAUCCUGGGGAACGCGAGGCGAGUCUACGGAGCUUGGAUCCUGGGGAUCGUAAACCGAUUCUACAGAGCUCAUGCUCUGGGGAUUGCGUGGAAGUUGAACACGGGUUCGUAAACUCCCAGGAGAACGGCGUUCGCGAAAAUUGGCUAUUGAACUUGUCCAACACUCCCCCCAGCCUCAACGUCAAGCUGCCGCAGCGGCCACUCAGGAGCAGUGAUUUCAAGCUUGGGAGGUCGCUUUGCGAUUUUUACCGUUCCGAUUUCAGGGUUCGGCGCCAUAUUGCAGCGCAGAUUAUAGACGAGCACGUGCGUACUGGCAACUUGGGCGCACAAGCAGCGGUCUGCCACCAUAUAGGUUUCGGCAACCGUCGAAACGAGGAAAAGACGCUCAACAUCCUUAACCGCUGUGAGGGGUCCAGGCGGUCCUUCCAACCAAAUCUGGCCGGGGAGUGGCAAGAUCAAGGCAUCCUCGAGGAGGCGGAGACUCAACUUGAACAGGAGAUGGAAGACUUGGACGCCAGCCUGAGCACCUACCACACACUGAUUCUGCUCUCCAGGAUGAUUUUAAGUACGGUAUAUCGUUUCCGUGGACGUUGGAAGGAUGCUGAGCGCCUGGCUGCCAAUGUCAUCAAGAUACGGGAGGUCCAGGUGGGGGAGAACCAUGCCGACACAUUCGUCGCCAUGGCUCACAUGGCCACACUGUCGCAGGGUCAGGAGCGUUGGAGGGAUGCAGAAGCUCUUCUUAGAGAUAUCGUGCAGCGAUCGAGACAUUCUCUGGGUAUUGAACACGCGGACACUCUCACAUACCAGCUUCGCCUUGCAUGGGUUCAUAUUCAGCGGAACCGACUUCAGGAUGCGGACGAGCUGACAAGGACAGUUCUUCUCACUCUGAAGAAUGUCUUUGGGGAAGAACAUCCCAAAACAUUGGCAGCUAUGGACAUCUUGUGUUGCGUUCUCCGAGGUCAAGAGAACCAUCGAGACGCGGUGAAUCUGGGAAGGCGAUUAUUUAAGCUUAGCUCGGGGUCCAUGGGCACCGCGCAUCCCAUCACCCAGCAGGCCAUGUCAAACCUGGCAACAGCUUUAUGGCACGAGGGGUUAUUCGACGAGGCGGAAGAGCUCGAAAUACUACUGCUUAAUGCGCUCACCGAGUCGAUGGGGCCAGACCACCCAACCACCAUCAUCGCCGAGGAAAACCUGGCUGGUACGCUGUGGUCAAAGGGCAGGAAGCAGAAGGCCGAGGAGCUGGAAAGGGUGGCCCUGGAGAAGAGUAUUCGUGUUCUUGGAGUCGCUGACCCAAAAACGUACGGUAUAGCCGCGAACCUAGCGACGGAGCUCGCACACGGGGCGCGGUGGGGUGAAGCCCAACAAUUGGCACUGCUCAUCUUGAAUGACGAGGCGGCGGUCCAAGGGCCGCAGACCCGCGACGAUCUGAAUGCAAAGCUAAUGCUGGUCAACAUAUUGUUUGUGUCGGGGAAUCGCCCCAAGUCCGUUGCGGUUCUCAGUCAGAUAUUGAAGGAAAUUGUGCAGCACUCUGGCCCUGAUGAUCCAGAGGUCUGUUAUCUUCAACUGGUUUUGGAAAAAUGGCGGGAGGGCGCACCAGUCCGCGAGGCUAUGCUCAUUUUUUCCGAUUCUAUGGACUUCCCUAUCCCACCCCCGGCUCAAGGAUAA